CCACCAUGUCUCCGCCUACCUCCCCUCUUCCUCGGUCGCUCAAUCGUCAAGCGGUCCUUGACGAGGACGAAUACACUGCUGCAUUGUCUCACAUCAUAGCUCGUGACUUCUUCCCUUCCCUUGUACACCUUGACGCGACCAAUGACUACUUGGAUGCUCUGCGCUCCGAGGACCCGCAACUUAUUCAUGCAAGCGUCCGCCGCCUCGAACAACUUUCUACUCCCGCGACACGAAGCGGGCGGACCUGGCAAACUCCGUCGCAGACGCCGUAUGGUCUCGGUCCGUCCGAGACACCUCUGCGCACCCCUCGGAGUGAAGCACCUGCCAAACGAGCUCGGUAUGAUACAGAUAUGAACCUAGAUGCCUUCCAGGCUAGGUACACCUCCGAAGACAACUCAAGCUUUACGGAGAUAUUAGACGACGAGAAUCGGAAGAGGAGAGAGAAGUGGAGCUGGGCAUGGGAGGCACAGAAGAAGGUCGAAGCGCAGAAGGAGAGGCUUCUUGAGGACAGGAAGAGGAGUCUCAUUGAGGCCGCUCCGGGGCCAGGAGUUAGGGAGAAGUUUCUCAUCGAGAACCCAACGCCGGCAGGAUUAAUCACCGAUGGACGCACGCCCGACGAAGAGAAUAAGAAGUCGGAUCCCUCUGACUCAAGUAAAGGGAAGGAGGUGGCUCUGCACGACCAGGGGCACGAUGAGACUGACGUUAUGGCACCGAAGAAGGACAAGCGUCCUGCUGGAGUGGAUGGCUGGCAUUUCAAGGCGAGGAACGCGCUAAUGUUUCCUCCAGACGCCGAUGUCACUCCUUACGAUGCAGCGGGCUCGUCAUCCAAACAGGAUAGUGAACCCGUGGUACCUAAGGUCAUCAAGUACAACAGUACUCGACUCCCUGAACAGGAGGCAAGCCACCGGGAAAGCCAGUCUGAACCUCCAAGCCCGACGCGCAGUAGGAUUGACGCGGCCAUAGCUGGCACACCCUAUCGUCCGAAGUCUCCUACUAUCAACAACUUCUCCCUCGUCCCUGCAGUUCCAUCUCCCACACCAUCACAGCUUGGACCCGCAGCUGUUAAGCAGCUUAUGACGUGGGGUACUAUAACAGCCACGCCGAGAGUACUGGACCCUGAGGACGACGCUGCCACUAUGCCACCACCGAAAACACCAUUUCAUAUCCCUGCCCCCACCAGUCGUGAAGCACUCUCUCAUAAACUUUCCGCGAAUGCUGCAAAGAGUCUGAAGGCUAAAGCAGGCUUGCUUAGCGGCUCGGGAUCACGCGCGUCCGCUGUGACCCGGACCCCCGGCCCAAUUACACCUGGGAUCAGAGGAAGGAAGGGCUCUAUGCCUCCACCGUCUUGGACACCUCGGAAGAUCGACGCAACGGAUAACCUCACACCAGCAGCUCGACGGCUGCUGGACAAGACUACCAUGGGUACCGCUGCUGUGAGAAGAGCAGAAGCUAUGGGUCGGACAGCGGGGUGGGAGGGGAAUGGGAAGCGGGAGACUGAUCUAAAUAGAGUGCGAUGGACACCUACGCCUAGUCCAGUGACUAGGAGAUGA
Gloeophyllum trabeum ATCC 11539 is the source of this 1550-nucleotide messenger RNA. RefSeq lists its product as uncharacterized. The transcript has 3 exons. The record is from RefSeq and is a predicted model, not a curated record. Gene Ontology annotation, cellular component: catalytic step 2 spliceosome. NCBI's taxonomy places the organism in Eukaryota, Fungi, Basidiomycota, Agaricomycetes, Gloeophyllales, Gloeophyllaceae. Bases 6 to 1550 code for a protein of 514 amino acids.